This is a messenger RNA of Plectropomus leopardus (leopard coralgrouper), 4444 nucleotides long. RefSeq names its product calcium/calmodulin-dependent protein kinase 1Db (gene camk1db). NCBI's taxonomy places the organism in Eukaryota, Metazoa, Chordata, Actinopteri, Perciformes, Serranidae. Gene Ontology annotation, molecular function: ATP binding; protein kinase activity. Gene Ontology annotation, biological process: protein phosphorylation. The record is from RefSeq and is a predicted model, not a curated record.
CUCGAUGGCACACAGCGGCUCGGAUGCGACUGCCAAGUGUCAUCCUCCCGCAAGCAGCCCGACCUCAGCUCAUCUCAUCGCCGCUUUGACUGACUGAAUCCCGCCCGUGGGAGGAGGAGAAGGGGGAGGAGGAGGGCAGCCUGUGUUUCCCCGUCACAGUGAUCUGAACAGUGGGGAAGCUCAGACUCGGGAUCCGCUACGUCAAACAGAUUAGUCAAAUAACCUCUCGGGGUAGGACAUACCUCCCCUCCUUGGGCUUUCCUGCCUGGCUGCAUGCACGGGCUGAGGAAGCUAGACAAAUAGCCGGGGAGACGAAAUACAGAAGUGCACUACUUUUUCUUUUUGUGUGUGUGUGUGUGUGUGUGUGUGUGUGUGUGUGAGUGUCUGGGUGAGACGGCUGUGGUGAUCCUCCAGCAGCGUGUCUUCUUCUUCUUCUCCUCUCCCCACCCCUGGUGCGAAAUGGCGAAAGAAAACGGCGAGUCCAGCGAUGGAUCUUGGAAAAAGCAUGUCGAUGAUAUCAAGAAGAUCUUUGACUUCAAGGAAGUCCUCGGGACUGGUGCAUUCUCUGAGGUGGUGAUGGCUCGGGAGAAGGCCACAGGAAAGAUGGUCGCAAUCAAGUGCAUCCCGAAAAAAGCGCUGAAGGGGAAGGAGUCAAGCAUUGAGAAUGAAAUUGCUGUGCUGAGGAAGAUAAAGCAUGAGAACAUUGUGGCUCUGGAGGACAUCUACGAGAGCUCAAACCACCUGUACCUCAUAAUGCAGCUGGUGUCUGGAGGCGAGCUGUUUGACCGCAUCGUGGAAAAAGGUUUCUACACAGAGAUGGACGCCAGUCGGCUCAUUCGACAGGUUUUGGAUGCAGUCAACUAUCUGCACUCUAUGGGCAUCGUGCACAGAGACCUCAAGCCAGAGAACCUGCUGUACUUCAGUCCCCACGAUGAAUCAAAGAUCAUGAUCAGUGACUUUGGCUUGUCAAAGAUGGAGGGGACAGGUGACGUGAUGGCCACUGCCUGUGGGACUCCAGGAUACGUGGCCCCUGAGGUUUUAGCUCAGAAGCCGUACAGUAAAGCUGUGGACUGCUGGUCUAUUGGGGUCAUCGCUUAUAUCCUGCUGUGCGGUUACCCUCCUUUCUAUGAUGAGAAUGAUUCGAAGCUCUUUGAGCAGAUUCUCAAAGCAGACUAUGAGUUUGACGCACCGUACUGGGACGACAUAUCAGACUCCGCCAAAGACUUCAUCAGCUGCCUAAUGGAGAAGGACCCAGAGAAGAGAUUCGAAUGCGACCAGGCUCUUCAGCACCCUUGGAUUGCGGGAGACACAGCUCUUUGCAAGAACAUCCACGAAUCGGUCAGCCGACAGAUACGGAAAAACUUUGCCAAAAGCAAAUGGAGGCAAGCCUUCAAUGCGACGGCUGUGAUCCGCCACAUGAGGCGCCUACAGCUGGGCACCAGCUUUGGCAGCAACAUUCACAACAGCAACUCCGUGUCCAACCCUCAGAGCCGCGCGCCGGCCAAGAGCCAGUCUGUGGACUGCGCCCCACUCUCCCUGACGGACUGUCCCCCGAUAGCACCUUUGCCCUCUGCUGUUAAAGUGUACAAUCAUGACUCUGAAGAUGCCUCCUCUCCUACACGAGAGGAACCGUCUGUGGUGGCCGAGCCAUCACGGCCCCGACCCUCCACUGUUACGGUCAUCCACACUGGGACUAAAUGACGCCAGGUUCCGCGGGAGGUAAGCUGGGAGACCACCGAGCUUUGAGACGGGAUUCAACCAUCCCAGGCCUCAACGCCGUCGCCCAGUUUUCCCAUCCCGCAUCCUCCCAUCUGUUUCUGCUAACCACGGGAGGAAUUUGAGGAGCGUUGGCUUAGCUCCAUUUACCAUGGCUCAGCAUGGCACCCUGGCUGCUUCCCUCCCCACCGUCUUAUCAGACCUGGAAGUACAGCGGGGAUGAUGCUCAGCAGAAGUUGUUGUUGUGGAAGCCAUGUUAAUGCUGGAUCAUGAUUGAGUGGCAGAUAAACAAGCAGCUGGGAAGUGCCACACAAAGGGAACUCUUUAUUGAAGCUGCUAUCAGUUUGGAUUGCGAGCGUGUUGAGAGAUGGACACUCCGUUUUAUGCCUUGUGUAAAUAUCCUGCCUGGAACUGCUGAGUGGAGUCGUGUUUUACAAGUGAAAUUUAAGCUUCAAGCUGUGGUAAAAAAAUUGUGACAUCACCUGCACUCUGAACUUCUUGUAGUUUCUUUAACAGCUCUUGUUAAUUUGCUGUAGUAUUUGCUACAAUGGCUCCCAACAGUGUGACAGUAUGUGUUAUCUCUUUGUUUUAAAGUGUGUCGACAGGAAAUACGAGCUGGACGGCGGGCUUCAAUCAUGGCUGUGAUAGGUGAGAGAGCCAGUGCUUUGCACUAAGUGUAUUGGAUUAUUUAUUUUCUUACAAUAUAUUCUGACUUUUGUAAGGGAUGUGUAAAUGUGUUGUUAGACUGGACUGAAGAGCUGUCUAUUAAGUGAUAAAAUAGGGUAUCUAAUAGUUGUUACUUUGUAAUUGCUGUUCAUUUUUUUGACGUGACUGUGAAGUUCUCCUUGACCACAGGAGGGCAACAAUGUGUUGUUGCUGUGUGACCAGUUCUCAGGGAAAUGCUCCAUCAUGAAGCCAACAAAACCCCUCUCACUGCUGAUGAGGACUCUGAUAGGGCAAUAGCUGAAAGGUAAAACCUCCAAACUGUGCAUAUUAUUGUAAUGUGCCACUGGGAGAGUUUGACGGAUGCUUUCUUUCUUUAAAUCCAUCAUUACUGACGGUAUGAGUGUAAUGUAACUCACACUGAAUGGAUUGUUUUUCCCUUAAAGGUCCAGAGUGUUGGAUUUAGGGGGAUAUACUGGCAAAAAUGGAAUAUAGUAUAACACGUAUGUUUUCUUUAGUGUAAAAUCAUCUGAAAAUAAGAAUUGUCAUGUUUUUGUUACCUUAGAAUGAGCUGUUUAUAUCUACAUAGUGAGCAGGUCCUCCUACAUGGAGUCUGUCAUCUUGCACCGCCAUGUUUCUACAGAAGCCCAGGACAGACUAACCAAACACUGGCUCUAGAUAGGGCUCCAUUCCAACACAGUCUUAUCCCAACUCGUCAAAUCCUGAUGCUUUGUCUGUGGACCUACUUGUCAAAAUAUGCAGUAAUUUUGGAUGUUCAAGCUUGUUACAUGCAUUGUGUCUCUUCAAAAUACACUUCUGUUAUAAUCAUAUAGUCUUUUAACAAUUAACUUAGAAGGUAGGUAAAAAAAAAAAACCUUGUUUACUUCCUUAGGUUUGGGAAACAAAAACAUGUGGUUUGGUUUACAAAAAAAAAAAACGUAACCAUAAACGUCAUGUAACGUCAUAUGAUAUACCUCACUAUUGCUGCAUGCUACACAUACUAACACAAUACGUUAUUAAAAUUAAAAUAGCGCCACUGACUUUUGGUUUCGCGCAGAAAACAAACCGAGGGCUCCCAGGUGAAAGUCCCGAGGUUGUUUGACCCAUACACCUCCAUUCCCACCCUCCCUAUGUUGACUUUCUUACUAUUCAUAUUAAGGUAGUUAAUGGUGGUGUCACAUGCCAGAUGUGUAUCAUUCCGAUGUGAAGGGUGCCUCUGUGCAUCGGUGUCUGACACUGGGGGUCCACUAACAAAGUGGUGGUACUUGACACUCUGGGAGUGAGAACGGGCUGGCCAUUCAUGUUUUCACGGCAGCCACCAUAAGCAGCCCCUCCACAAGCAAUGGAAGAAAUGAAAAAAAAACAUCACGUGAAAUUGCUUUAUUUGGUGUUUUUACCAGUUUUAAUCACCUAGUACGUUUGUUUUGGAGAAGAAGGGACCUCAAUGGAUAAUUCGGCUACCGAUAAAAACCUCCUGGAUAGUGAACACUGAAGGAAUCCUUACCGGGAGAAGUUUGCACUGAUUGCAAUCUGCAAUCCUCAUAUGCCCCUAAAUCCCUCUAAAUCUUACACACUGUUUUUUAUAAACCUUGAAUUAUAUUUGGAUUAAAAGAAAGUGUUUAUCAGUGAAGUGUGCAUUCAUGUCUCCAGUAAAAAUGUAAAAUGUAUCUCAAUACCUAUUGCAGAAUCAGUGAAAUCAGUAGUGUACAGUUUCAGCAGUGGUAAUAUCAUGCUCUGCUUCUGCUCAUGAAGUGGCUGGUCUGAGAACAGCUGACUCACUCUGUGUUUAAUCACUGUGCUUUCAUACCAGCCUGUUGAAUUUAGCAGAAAGACUCUUUCUCACUCUAUCUCCCGCUCGCUCUCCAAAGACUCUCACACAGAGAAGAGCACGGAUCUGUCUUUGUAUUUUCUCUGUGGUACCUCUAUUUGAUUUUGAACAUGAAUGGGGAAUAAAUGACACUCCACCAGAACAUGCCCAGUAUUGAGGGCUCUGCCAUCUUGAAUUAUCUAGAAAUGUUGUGGUGAAUAUUGAAUAUUUACUGUAAAUACAAAUCUAAACAACACA